UUUGUGUUUAACCUCAUUUUUUUGUGAUCUUAGCUUGUGAUCAGAAUACACCAAAAAAAUCUCUCCUGUCUGUGAUUGGCAAUUGUUAUGUUAACCUUCUUAAUUUCAUUUGAUUUGUUAAAAAGAAAACACCAGAAAAAUGGUGUUUUCCACAAAUUUGAGCCUAAUUAAACUAGAAGAGGAGGAAGAAAGAUUUGACGGAUUGAAACUGUAUUACGGAUGCGAGAAAUGCUCAUUUAAGACAAAACUCUUAUCCAGGAUAAGAAGCCACGCAAAAAUACACGAAAACAGCGAACAAAAAUUUAAUUGUUUAAGUAGUGGCCUUGAAAAUUACAAGUGUCACAAAUGCAUAACAUUUGAAACACAAUUCUUGUCACAACUGAGAUGUCACAUUUUUCAAGGUCACACAUCACAACAUGUCGAACCCAAAAGCUUCAAAUGUCACAAAUGUGAUUUCAACUCGUUUUCGCAAUUAUUGGUUAUGAGACACUCCAUUUUUACUAGACAUCAAAGGAGAAGCGUUUUGAAAUGUAAAGAAUGUGAUUUUGAAACUAGGGGUAUAACCAAUUUGAGAAGACAUGUGAUUUCUAGACAUACAAAUGCGUCCGAAAUCCAAUGGUUCAAAUGUAAUCAUUGUUCGUAUAAAUGUAAACUUAAGCAUAAUUUGAAACAACACAUGACCCACAAACACGAUUCUAAUUUUCGCUAUUCGUGUAAACUUUGUGAUUAUAAGGCUAAAGUGAAGUCUCAGUUCCAACAACACGUGAAUGCACGACACAAAGCCAAAAGUAGUGAAUCAUUGGCUAAGGGAGAUGUCAUUUUCACUAAAUAUCUACGAAAGAAACUAGGAGAGAAGGGAACUUACAAAUGUACAAAUUGCGAUUACGACAAUAAAAAUUUUAACACUUUUAAAAGACACGUGAUUUCUAAACAUUUGGACGAUUCUCAGAUCCAGUGGUUCAAAUGUGAACAUUGUGAAUAUAAAUCCAAAUUCAAGGGUAAUUUAAAACUACACAUUAUCGCAAAACACACUAAGACUCUUUUUCGGUGUAAACUUUGUGAUUGUGAYGAGAAAACAAGAUAUGAUUUGCAACAACACGUGAAUAAACAACACACGGCUCCUGAGGAUUGGUUUCACUGUGUCCAUUGUAGUUACAAAGCAAAAUAUAAAAAAUCAUUGGAUAAACAUUUAAAAAUACAACAUAGCAAUGGCAAACAUUUGUGAUUUUAAAUGUAAGACUAAAUCUCUUUUGAAAGCACACGUUAAGGUGGCCUUUAAAACCAAUGUCAAAUAUACCGAGU
Tribolium madens (black flour beetle) is the source of this 1302-nucleotide messenger RNA. RefSeq names its product zinc finger protein 711-like. The record is from RefSeq and is a predicted model, not a curated record. NCBI's taxonomy places the organism in Eukaryota, Metazoa, Arthropoda, Insecta, Coleoptera, Tenebrionidae. The transcript has 2 exons. Gene Ontology annotation, cellular component: nucleus. Bases 140 to 1225 code for a protein of 361 amino acids. Gene Ontology annotation, biological process: regulation of transcription by RNA polymerase II. Gene Ontology annotation, molecular function: DNA-binding transcription factor activity, RNA polymerase II-specific; RNA polymerase II transcription regulatory region sequence-specific DNA binding.